Molecule: messenger RNA, 7169 nt
Organism: Mytilus californianus (California mussel)
Lineage: Eukaryota; Metazoa; Mollusca; Bivalvia; Mytilida; Mytilidae
Product: dual specificity calcium/calmodulin-dependent 3',5'-cyclic nucleotide phosphodiesterase 1A-like
Exons: 15
Coding region: 677-2779 (700 amino acids)
Biological process (GO): signal transduction
Molecular function (GO): 3',5'-cyclic-nucleotide phosphodiesterase activity
Source: RefSeq, a predicted model, not a curated record
UUAGACUAGGUGCGGAAAAAAAAUAAUUCCGUAAUCAAAACUACUUGGAUGACAAAUUUGACUUAUAUAAACCAGAUGGAAUCCAAAUAAAGUGACAAUUAGAGAAAUAUUAACAUGAUCAAAUCUUCGGAUGACAGGAAAAAGUUGAUCCGGUACAAUAGCCGCAAAUAUCAUUGAUCCAAGCAGAACGAACAUUCCUUAAUGCUGUGUUGUCAUUUUCUUGUUGAUUCUAUGUUAACAGUUGUAAGGUAUUGGAUAAUACUAUACUAAAUUGAGAACCUUGCGAUUUAUCAUAAUAGAAGCUACAUUAACAAUGUCGAGGAAUAUUGUAUUUAUGGGGGGCACCUAAUUGUUCCAAUAGAGUUGGUUUUCAUUUGGAAUUGACGGAAGGAAAUCUCAACCACAUAUGCUGUCUGCUAGCGAGGUAUGUGUUUAUAGGAAUGCAUAAUUGUAACAUCAUAGACAAUUUAAUUUGGAAUCGUAACAGGCAGUAUUUACAGUUCUCUGAACACGACAUGUAGUGCUACAUUGCCAAAAUUUCUGUAUGUAAUAUAUAUAAAAAGCAUUCACUGCUAAUUGUGCUACGGAAUAUAAAUUACUAAUAGUUUAGAUGUUGUGUUUGUUAGACGAUUCUUUUUUUGAGUCGUCUUCCGUUAAAUAAUUUCUACCAAUUCGUAUGACACUGGAUUUUAAACAGACAGGCCUCGCGUCCAGUGACACUGGGACUCCUCAGCCUGGUCCCAGUGGUCCUAACUUAUCAAUAAUUCAGCAUGGGAAUCAGUACAGGCGAUGUCAGACGGACUCUAGCAUGGAUUUAACAAAAUUAAAACCAGCGCCAGACCGGCCUCGACUUUUUAUGUCCAAAUCUGGCAAGGUUGUGAUAGUAUUCCCAAAUGGAGAAAUUGUUGAAGUGGCCAAUCCGCCUGACAGAGCAAAAGAUGACAGUACAGUUGGAUCAAAAAAUGGCCAGUUAUCACGUGCUGGUUCACUUACAGUAUUACGAAGAACAAGCUCAAAGUCCAAAGUGGGCUCCACUAGUAGUAGUCGAACCUCAAUAAGUACAGAAAACGAUUCCUAUGCGAGUGUCGACCUAGGUGUUGACAAACUCCCUCCUACAGAUACCCCCGAUGCUUCCCAUGUUUGCUCAAUUAGGUUACGAAAUUUAAUACGAAGGCUUCAGAAAGAAGAUAUUUCAAAAGAAGAUUUGCAAAGGAAUUUAGAAUAUGCAGCAUCUGUGUUAGAAACAGUGUAUAUAGAUGAAACUAGUACUAAUAAAGAUAGGAAUGAAACACAAAAGCGUCUCUGUGAUGAAGAUGACGAGCUCAGUGAGGUUGAGCCGGAUGCUGUUCCGAGUGAAGUUCGGGAUUGGUUAGCCUUGACCUUCACACGCUCCAUGAGCAAUAUCAAAAGACGAGGGGAAGAAAAACCAAAGUUCAAAAGUGUUGCUCAUGCCAUACGGGCUGGUAUUAUGGUUGACAGAAUUUACAGAAGACUUUCAAGUUCAACAGGAUUACACGUUCCACCCCAUGUUCUACUGUUAUUAAAGCAUUUAGAUGAAUGGGGAUUUGAUGUUUUUGCUGUGAACGAUGCCGCUGACAAUCAUUCUUUGAAAUUUGUUGGUUAUGAACUCUUACAAAAAUAUGAUAUAAUUGCAAAAUAUAAAAUCAACAGCACUGUUCUGGACACUUUCCUGUUAAAUCUUGAAAUAGGAUAUAGCAAAUAUAAAAACCCCUACCACAACCUUUUACAUGGUGCAGACGUAGCCCAGAGCGUGCAUGUGAUAUUAAACCAGAGUAAAUUAGUGCAUUGGUUGACAGAUAUAGAAAUUUUUGCUACAAUUAUUGCUGCUUUGAUACAUGAUUAUGAACACACAGGAACUACAAAUAACUUUCAUAUAAUGACAGGGUCCGAAGUUGCUCUGUUGUACAAUGACAGAGCUGUAUUAGAAAACUACCAUAUCAGUGCCUCAUUCCGAAUGAUGAAAAACGAUGACAGCAAUAUACUAAGUAAUCUCAGCAGAGAGGAAUAUAAAGAGUUUCGUAACCUGGUGAUAGAUAUGGUUCUCGCUACAGAUAUGUCUUUCCAUUUUCAACAAAUUAAAAAUCUGAAAGGUUUGCUGAGUAUGCCAGAAAGCAUUGACAAGGCUAAAGCUUUAUCCAUGGUGCUACAUUGUGCAGAUAUAGGUCAUCCUGCUAAAGAAUGGAAUUUGCAUUACAAGUGGACAAAUCAAUUGCUGGAAGAAUUCUUUAGACAAGGAGAUAGAGAAAAAGAAUUAGGUCUGCCAUUCUCUCCGUUGUGUGAUAGAAGUGGUGUUCUUGUAGCAGAGUCACAAAUAGGUUUCAUUGACUUCAUCGUCGAUCCAAGUUUUCAGGUUAUGUCAGACAUGUUGGAAAAGAUUGUUUCCAAUUUAUUGAAAGAGCAGAGGAGUGGUUCAGGAACGUCGAUAAAUGAAGACCAGGCAUAUGAUGUGAAGAAAGACAAAAGUACGAGCACAACAAGCUUACACUCUUCAAGUGGAUCAUCACGAUCAUCAACUCCUAAACUUCUUGGUUCAGAUGGAAAAUUUGAAUUCCUAAAGCCCUGGCUUGAUCAUUUGGUGAAGAAUAAACAGAUAUGGAAGGAAAGGGCAGCAAAAGAUGCAGAAGAGCGAAAGAAAAAAGAGGAAAAAGGAGAGAAUACAAAUAACAAUAACUCAGACACUUCUAGUAAAACGAGUGAUGUUAAAACAAAUGAUUCUCAGGCCAAUUCUCCAAUCCCACUCAAUCCUAGCGGAAAAUAAACAUUUCAGGAUAGUAAAAUCAUAGCUUUGUCACAUCAAUGUAUUCAUCAAAACAUCAAUUAAAAAAUCAGCCAUUUUGUUUUCUGUCAUCUGCUGUCAAUCUGAUUGGAUGAUCUCGCUAGUUUCUGCCAUCUAUAACCUGGUGAAAUUUUGACCUGGAAGUACUUAAAAGUUGAAUCAUGUGUAGAGAUUUCGUCACAUCACUGUGUGAAUCUCACCUCGUUGGAAUUUUAUCUGUGAUUUAACCGUUUUUAUGAAUUUAUUUAUACACACAUCACAUUACAGCUUUUGUUUGAAUAUAUAUUUGUAAAGGUCAAAUAGGUAAAUGAAUGUGGUUCCUGCAUCUUUAAAUAACUUUUGCAUCUUUUUAGUAGGGAGGAUUUUUUUAUGGUUUUGGUUUAUUCACAAAUUCUUUGAAUUUUAGGGGUCUAAAAUCUAAAAUUAACAUUUUCUUGUUAAUAAUUAUAAAAAUCUAAUGAGUGGGUAAUAAAAAAUUUUAAAAAUCCCGGGCAAGUGUUGAUGAUGUUUUAUUUGCAAGAACCACACAUUUGUUCGUGUUUUUUUUUUUUUUUUAAUUUUAACAGUUUUUGAAUGUACCUGCACUUUCAGUUUUUUCCUGUGCCAUAUGGUCGCCACAUUUUAAAAUGUGAGCCAUGCGAUAAAAUGUUGGUUGGAAUUUCAUCCUAUAGAUGAUAAGAUCUGAUUUUUACUUAUGAUAAAAAAAGAAGUAAAUGAGAUAAAAUAAUAAAAACUGUUUUGGCAAAAAAAAGUGUACAAGUUACUUGAUCCAUUGUUAGAAUUUAAAUUAGGACUAAAAACAAAUACUUAGCUGAUCUGGCAGGUUGCCUUUUUCAAUAAGAAUUAGCAGGAAUCAGGAAUAGAUUUAAGAGAUAAAUGAGAGAGUUAAUCAUUUUCAUUUCAUGUGUAAGUAUGGUUUAAUAGAGAAAAGAAAGAACAAAGCACAACAGUUCUAAACAAACAUGUUUAUUCCCGAAAAAGGUUGAAGUUAAAAAUUCAUCGAUGAAGUUUAAAAAAUAUUUUAUAUAAUUUUUGAAAAAUCAAAUGACGUUGACAAAUUAGAUAAUUAUAAAUAUCUAAGUUUUACAUUUUGCCAGAAAAUAUUAAAAAUCAUGAAUUAUGACACUUGUUUAUUGAAGAAACGAAAAUUUUCAAUUCAUAUAUCUACUUAUUUCAGAAAUUAAAAAAAAAAAGAAUUCUCUAUACUGAACUUUUCUGACUAAUUGUUCCAUGUGCUUUCAGGUUGAACAUAAAUAUAUUAAAUUUGGAAACUUUUAGCCUUACUGCAAAAUUUAAAACUGUCAAUACCAGCUAAUUAUUUAUUUUGUAUGUCCUAGAAACUAAAAUUUUACCAUGAAACAUUUUUUUAUAGAAAAUUUAGCUUCGAGCUCAGGGUGCUUUCUACAACAAACUUUAUUAUUAAUUUUUAAGUAGAUUAUAGAUAUAUAUGAUAUUUAGUAAAUGAUAGUUUAAUUAUAACUACAUAAAUUUAGGCACAACUCUGUUAAAUGAGUAAAUGGUGUGAAUUUGCUAUUUGAAAAAUUAUUGUUCAGGGGAGGUAAUUUUUAAAUUUCUUAAAAUUCAAAACUUUCACAUGUAGAAAAUUUCAAAUGAAAACAUAUAAGUUAAAUCACUGCUUUGUUAAAUCUGUUUCAUCAUAGUGUACUAUUUUUUGUUAUUUUUCUGUUUUGUUGAAAGUAGAAUUUUUAGAUUUUAAAAACUUUAAUCAUAUUGAUGACUAUUAUAUAUCAAUGUGUGUUGAAAUUCAAAGAACAGAAUAAAAGCAGCUUAUAUGAUUUUACAAACAAAACUAUUUAAAAGAAAUAUCACAAAAGAUAUCUGACAAAUAAAAAUAAUGGAAAUAAUAAGACAGAAAACAGUUAUGUCAGUAUAGUAUACAGAUCUGAAAAGUGACUUUUAAUGGCAAUAUUUGUAGGGCUGGUUGUAAUAGGGAAGUGCAACAUUAAAUUUAGCCUUAAAUUGUUAAUGUGUUGUUUUAAUUUGUUCACAUCAUACUUAGGUAUAGUUCUGUGGCUUUGAAUUAGAAAAAAAUACAAACUGCAUCUAUGAAGUAGAUAGAUCUGAUAUAUGUCAACUGUUUCAUCUUUUUCAAGAUUUUCAAGUUUUUGUUAUGAAAGUAAUGUACUCUCUUAUCACAUAAAAAAAAUGAACCCUUUUCUGAAAACUAUCAUAAGCAGCAGAACUUUACCUUAAUCAUAUAUUUGACUAAUAAUUGUUAAGUUUUUAAUAAGAAAAUAUAUAUGCAAACAUUUUAUUAUACAGAAAUGAGAUACUUGUUAUCAGAAGUCAGAAUUUGUACUCAUUCCUCCUCAAGUUUAAGUAUUAACCUUUUGAACGAAGAUUUUUUUUCUAGUGGGUUAUUUAUUUUAUCUGAAAAUAAGUAUAUUACAGUAUGAAUAAUCAAUAAGGGAUAUAAUCAACCAACGCCCACAACCCAAUUAAUUAGGUAUGUAGGUAGAUUUAUAUAACUGUUUAUAUGACAGUUGAUUAUUAUUUUAUACCCCCCAAAAAUAUAUCGCCAUUUUAGAUUCUUAGGAAUUCUGUGUAUUUUUUUCAAAAGCAUCCACCAAAAAGAUCUGAAACUAUGGUAAUCACACCAAUGGUGUAUUAUUUCAGUUUCUGUGUUCUACAAUUAAUUCACCCACAUUAUCGAUUUUUCAAGUAAUUUAUAAUUCAUUGAUAGACCAUCAGGCCCAUUAUCAAUUCUUUUUCCCCUCAAUAUUGCAAGGCAAGUAUCUCAUUUUCUGUAGCCUCACAAUCAUCUGCAACGGUGUGUUUUGUGAGAACUCAAUCAAAAAUAUUGUUUUGUACAUAAAAAGUAAGAAUUGUGUAUAUAUAUAUAUAUAUACUGAUUUGUUAUACAUAAUGUACAGUUGUUAUAAACAUUUCAAACUUUUAUUUUAACUAGAGAUAGAAUUAGUCUGAUUAAAGUUAUAUCGAAGGUUGCUAUGGAAUGUUGAUAUAAAAUGUGAAAUCUGAGGAAACAGCUCCUUAAAUAUAUGAGAAUUCAUUUUUUGUUUGUUUUUCAACCUUCAAUUUUUUUAAAUCAGAAUUUUCGUCUUUUUUACAUUUUUAUAGGAUUAUUUAACUAUUUAUUUAUUUUUAUUUAUUUAUAUAUUGUUCUUAGACUUGAGGGUUCCUGACAGUUCUUAAAGUUAUGAUGUAUCGUGAAAACAAAUGCAGUCUUUUUUUUUUACUUUCUCCUUAAUUAUCUUUUUUUUUUAAAUUUAUUUCUGUAUUUUUUCUUCUUUUUUUUUGCAAUUUUAGAUUCUGCUCUCUAUUUAUACAUUUAACAUACUCUUUUUAUUUAUUUUAUUUAUCUAAUUAUGUAUUAUUGGAACAUAGAUACUGUAUAUGAUGAUAUUUUUAGACCCUUUAAAAAUUUAUAUUUAGUUACAGAUAAAUAUUACAAAUGUACAUUGCAUUGGUAAUAUCAGAGACAUGUAUAUGUGUAAACAUGUCUCUGGUAAUAAUAGAUAUAUUCUUUUAUUUUUUAUUUUUCCUCAGAUUCUUACAUUUUUACAUCAAAGGAAAGAAGCAACUAAAAAUAUAAUUUCUAUUAGAUUGAUAUUUAACAUUAUAUACCAAAAAAUUUUUAAUCUCAUUAUAGUCUUUCGAAGCAUGUGAUAUAUGUUGUAGGCACAAAACCAUUUAGUUACAACCUUUUUUCAUUGAUAGUUAUCUCCCUUUUAUAACAAUAAUUUGCCAUAAUGAUAGUGUAUUUCCACAUAACUAUGGCAUCACUUUUCAAUAUAAAGUAUUUUUGUUGAGGAACUAUCCUUGAUUGUAAUGGGCAUUUAACAUUUUUUAAUUUAUGCAGCUUAUAUUCAGUAACCUUUGAAAUGAUUCAUAUUGACUUCCAAUUAUUAAAUAUCCUAUAUUAAUUGAAUUAUUAAUUCAGAAAUAAAAUAACCCAAUAUUUUAAAGGUAAAAUGUUAAUGUAAUAUUUUUCGAUAUGCUAGUUGUAAGGAUUGAUAUAAGUGAAAUUUAAAGAACUAUAUUCACCCAAAUUACCCAAAUAUGAUAUCAAAAUCAGAAAAGACACAUAUAUAUAUAACCCACUUAUAACCAUUUCUAUCAAUUUUUACUUUUAUCAAGAAGAUGUUUUAGUUUUCCUAAUUCCAAAACCUAUGUGUGUUAAUAAAAACCUAUUAGAUUUUUUUUUAUUUAAACCAACAUUUUUUUAGAAUGGUUCAGCUAUUUAAAUUUUUUACACCUUAAUUAUGAUGUUAAGAUAAUUGUUUUAAGUGAUUAUUUAUGUACACACAUUAUUAAAAACUUCGUUAGAAUAUAAAUAACUAAUCUGUAAAUAAAAACAUGAUUCAUUAAAUUAAAGAUAUUAAAAUAUGAA